Molecule: messenger RNA, 1066 nt
Organism: Porites lobata
Lineage: Eukaryota; Metazoa; Cnidaria; Anthozoa; Scleractinia; Poritidae
Source: the annotation of a GenBank genome assembly
AUGAACAGCUUGUGGGACUGGAUUAAGGGACAUUGGUACGUGCGUUUAAGUGGCUGACAUAUUUGGCGCAUGUUGUUGCGUCCGUUUGCACGUAGCUAAACAUUUGACCGGUUUCAAACGUUGAGCAACAACUCGCAAUAACAGGCAACAGGGUGUGCAAACGGACGAUGUAACAUCCUAUUAUGUUGGGAGUUGUUGGCCAACAAGGUUGCGUCAGUUUGUACGGGGCUUAAGUUGGUUUCUAAAGAAGCUGUGGUACCGGUAUCGCGUCCGAGUUGAUGAAAUUGGCCACUGUAGAAAGAUUGUGAAGUUGACGUUUCUAGCGAAAGUCUUUUGCCAGACCUGGUCAAGGGAUUGUUGGUUAUGUGAGAUUCUAAACGUUCAAGUGCUGCGAAAUUCGCGGAUAUGAAUGAUAUGUGAUUCUUCUAAACAAAAGGAGCUAAAAGGAGAAAUCGUUAAAGCGCACUGCAUUAGUUUGCCGCCUACAUCAUAUUAAUAAGUAUCGUCGUUUAUUCUAGUCAACCAAUGGUUGAGGCGCUUUCACAGCGUCUCUGCAUGAUUGCGCGUAAUAUAACAGAUCUACACACUUUGUUGAACUGGAAGUAGAUCAGCGUCCCGAGAAUCGACGACAACAAAAGGCAUUCAGUAAGCGAUGGUUUACGUAAGGGAUGUUGGGGAUAUGCUGUUGGUUGGGAGCAUGGUAACGUGAAAAUCCCAAAAAACAUAUGACUUAUAAGUGAAUCAUAUAUGUAAACUAUGGAUGAAGAGAUGAAAGUGGAUGUGGUCCUCGCAGUUGAAUGACUAACUUCUUCUUGUCUUCUAGCGGCUAUUACUAACAUUUUGUCUUGACUUAUACUCGUUCUCCUGCAGGUAUUUUCUGCUCAUUAGUACUGGCGUGAUCAUUGUUCUACUCAAGGUCACAUAUCGCUCCAGAACAAGUCUCACAGGUCUUGCAAGACGCACUGUCUUGCGAUGCGUUGUGGGAAACCAGCGGACUCUGCAUGUGAGAAACCAUGAAGUAUCCGGGGCUGAGUUUGACGAAGUCGUGGGAGAUGCGAACUUGUAG